This is a messenger RNA of Prunus armeniaca (apricot), 660 nucleotides long. The record is from the annotation of a GenBank genome assembly. Lineage: Eukaryota; Viridiplantae; Streptophyta; Magnoliopsida; Rosales; Rosaceae.
AUGGUGGAGUAUGAGGCCACAGAAGAACCUGCAGCAACUCCCACAACCACUUCUGGAGCAAAUGAAGAGCUAAGGGAGGCCUUUGAAGCUGUAGAGCAGGAGAAGGAGCAAGAAGAAGAAGAUGUCCCUUUAAAAGACAAGAACAAGGAUUUUGAAGAAGAGGAGGAGAUUCCUGCUGUGAUAAUAGCAGAAAGCGUUGCCUUGGCCAAACAACAACAAGAAGCUCAGAGAGUAGAGCCCAUAAGCUCAGAGUUGGCCCUAUUUGAUGAUGUGGAGGCAGAACACUCCACUGCAAUUCCAGGGCCUGUGGAGCAAGCAAAGCAUUCUGUAUCAGAGCCCAUGGAAGAGGCGAAACUUCCUGUUGUAGCUCCAGAACCUGAAGUGGAGGUGGAACAUUCUGUUGCAGUCCUUGUAUAUGAGAACAAAACUGCCGGAACUCUAACUGUGCUAACCAAUUCUAUCAAGCCUUCUAUUGUUGCUAUGCCUAUCCAUUCUCUCCCAGGUUCAUCUACCAUGGCCUCCUUUGCUGAUCCAAAGUUGGCAGAGUUUGAAGCCAUGGAUUUGGAUGCUCAGCUCGACAAACUUGCGAAGCUCAACUCUACUCCUAGUAAAGCUAAAUCCAAGGUAGUGGAUGAGGCUGUGGAUAGAGUGAAAAUCUAG